AUGUCACUAGAGGAACAUUCAACCAUUCCACCACCACCACCUUCUUUUGUCCCACCACCUCCAUCCAUGAUGCACAUUGGAGGAGCAACUCACAACCUAGCAAAAGACAACCAUUCAUUUCGCUUCAGCGAAAAUCCUACUGCUGGAGUGUUCUUUGUGGAGACACAACUUGAGGGACAUGUUGUUGUAAAAGCAAUUGCGACCAUCGCUCAAGAAUUAUUCGGAAGUAAAAUUGCAUCCUUUCUUGAGUUGAAAACUCCACAAAUUCAAUUAAUUGAAUAUAAGGCUGAUUUUAAGAAUCCCAUAAAAACCUAUUGGUCAAAAUGUAAAAAGUAUUUGAAAGAGUUUGCCACAAAGCAUGAACUAUUUGUGAAAGAGAGGAAACUAAACAAGGAAUUGUAUAGAGCUUUCUUUCUAUUGAUUGAACUUGUGGAAGGAGCAUAUUCUUUGGAAGAUUUAAUGAACCAUGAAGAACUGGCACGAGAAAUUUUGACAAAUCCUGUUGUUUUGAAUGAUAUUGGUCGGAUGGUUGUCAUGGAUAUCAUCAUUAAUAACUGUGAUCGAUUUCCACUUGAUUUGAUUUGGGAACAUGAAGGAAAUUCAUCGAAUGUUCUCUUCUCUAUCAUCAACACCAACAAUAAGGGCUCUUCUCGAGUCGCUUGUAUUGAUCAGCCAUACAUGGCCGUCAUUGAUGAUAAGCAAAAGAAGGAAUAUUUGACCAAGAUUGAAAAGUUUGCUGAAGCAUGCUGCUCAUCAUCACCACGGUCCGACAUGCAUGAAAAUCCAUACCUCACUCAAAUAUGGAAAUACAUUUCAGAUGUUACUGGCGUGAAUUUAGAUGAAAGUAGUACAAGUGGUGGUGAUCAUGAUGAUAAUAAGAGAUGCAAUAAAGAAAUCCUUCAAGGAAUAAUGGAUGCCGUCCAGUUUUUGAAAGGCUUGAACAGAACAAAACUUGAAGAAUUCAAAACACAGGUGGAGAGGAUGAAAACAGGCAGUGAUUGUGAUGGCGUGUAUUUCCAAUCCGUGCUCACGAUUGAUGUGGAUUUCCUUGAAGAGGCUAUUGAGAGGAUGACUUUCGAAUUGAGAUAA
Molecule: messenger RNA, 1089 nt
Organism: Naegleria fowleri
Lineage: Eukaryota; Heterolobosea; Eutetramitea; Acrasida; Naegleriidae
Exons: 2
Coding region: 1-1089 (362 amino acids)
Source: RefSeq, a predicted model, not a curated record